Molecule: messenger RNA, 8238 nt
Organism: Ctenopharyngodon idella (grass carp)
Lineage: Eukaryota; Metazoa; Chordata; Actinopteri; Cypriniformes; Xenocyprididae
Gene: kmt2ba
Product: lysine (K)-specific methyltransferase 2Ba
Biological process (GO): positive regulation of DNA-templated transcription
Cellular component (GO): nucleus; histone methyltransferase complex
Molecular function (GO): histone H3K4 methyltransferase activity; protein binding
Source: RefSeq, a predicted model, not a curated record
GAGAGUGAAGAAUCUUUUGAGCCAAAGCCGACAUUUAGACGCAAGUAUGAAAGCACUGCUUUUGGCUAUCGGCUUAAGCGCUGCUCGCGCUGCAAGGGCUGCAAUCGGCUGGAGGACUGCGGGAGGUGCGUGUUCUGUCUGGACAAGCCCAAAUUUGGAGGACCCAACAAGAAACGGCAGAGCUGUGUCUUAAAGAAGUGUUCGCUGAUUGAGCAGAACAAAUUGAGACGAUUUAACAAAGAUGAAGCGGCGGCGGCCAUCAGCGGCCACUGCCAUGAACAGCAGCGAAGAAGAAAACGAGGAGGAAGGGGGAGAUGAUGGAGGAGGACAAGCCCAGUUCAGCCCCACCAGGAGGCAGCCCAGACGACAGGUCACUCCUCAGUCCUACAGAAAACUCCUGGGGUAUGACUCCUCUGACACAGAGACGAAAAGUGUCAGCUCUGAGAAGACAAAGGCCAGCGGGACCCAAAAGACUCAAUCCAGUGAAAUGGCUACCUCUGGAACUGCUCCAGAAGAAGCAACAAAGCAGAAAAGGCAAGGACUUUACAGAGCAUUUUGGGCCCAACGCAGAAUUGAUAAGGAGCCAGUUGAACCAUCUUCAUCAUCAUCAUCGGACCCUCCAGCACCAUCCCACCAUCCCUUCACCCCCACAGGAAGUCCCUCCUUCAAGUCUGAGCGCAAGCUGCUGUUGCAGCUGGAAAGGCUACCGGCCAGUGUUUUGCAAGCGGCCUUGUUGGGCUUAGCAAUCCCGCAUACCAAAUGCGACACCAUACAGUCACUGAAAGUGACGUGCGAGGUGGUGGAAGAGGAGCAAGCUUUUAUUCAUUGCUCCUCUCUUACUCAUUCUCAGAGUUCGGCAGAGCACACGCCUUCUAGUGUCCUGACUCCGAUGGCCAAUGGCUGCACCCAGAAGGGCAAGUUCUCACAGGGGACGAUGAACAAGAUUCGCGUGGACUUCAAGGAAGACUGUCACAUCCAGAAUGUGUGGUUGAUGGGAGGAUUGAGUAUUCUCACUUCAGUUCCCAUCAUGCCCCAGUCUGUGUGUCUGCUCUGUGCCAGCAAAGGUCAACAUGAUAUGAUCUACUGUCAGAUGUGCUGUGAGCCUUUUCAUCGUUUCUGCCUGUCGCCAGACGACUGCCCAAAGGAGGAGAACAAGGAGAACUGGUGCUGCAGACGCUGCAAGUUCUGUCAUGUUUGUGGCCGCAAGAGCAAGCAAGCAAAGCCAGUUUUGCAGUGCAAGAGUUGCAUGUACUGCUACCAUCCAUCCUGUUUAGGACCCACAUAUCCCAAACCUGUAAAAAUGAACACCUCGUGGAUUUGUAUGCUGUGUAUCAGGUGUAAGAGCUGCGGUGUGACUCCUGGGAAGUCUUCAGACAUGUCCUGGAACCGUGAGCUGGAGCUCUGCCCUGACUGUAACAAACUCCAUAGCAAAGGUAACUUCUGCACUGUGUGUCUGAAGUGCUUCGAGGAACAUGAGUUUGACAGCAGCAUGAUGCAGUGUGCCCGAUGUGCCCACUGGGUCCAUCCCAAAUGUGAGGGGCUCACAGAUGAUCUGUAUGAGAUCCUGUGUCGUCUGCGGGGGAAGAGCCUGGUGUUUUCCUGUGCUCCCUGCAGUAAGAAAUUCCGCAGCGGCUGGCAAGACGUUGUGCAGGUAGUUUUGAGGAACGGUCUAGAGAAGAUCAUGGAUGGAUUGAGGAACCAUCCGACCAUCUGUCACCUCCUCAUGUGUGCACAGUGUGAAGCCUGUCCAGAUUUUGAGGUUGUAAAGGAACGGUCAGUCUGUUGUUUACAUCCUGUAGAGAAGAAGAUGGAGAAUGACCUGUACACUACACUGAAAGCGUUUCAUGAGGAUGUGGUGAUGGUGAUGGUAGAAAGGCUGAGAAAAGAAGAAUAUCUUCCAGUGGCGCAAAGGCCCACAAGCCAUGCCAAGUUGUAUUAUAUAAAGCUAGUAGAACAAGUAUUUAGCUGGUUCAACAGUCAGGACCCCAAAACAUGGAACUCUCAUAUGCAAGAAUUUCCAAGCGGUAUGCUCUCCGAGGCUGUAAUUCCCCCCAGCGAUGAACACAGUUAUGCACAAUGGCUCAAACAGCAGGACCCAGAAAAAUCUCACUCAAAAUCUCAAGAUCUGCAGAAUGUGAACUCUCAGUCUUUCAUAGAUGAAAGACAGUGCUCCCUCUGCCAGCAACUUGGAGAUGCCAAACCAAAUGAUGCUGGUAGGCUGCUGUAUAUUGGACAGAAUGAAUGGGCUCAUGUAAACUGCUGCAUGUGGUCGGCGGAAGUGGAGGAUGUCAAAGGAGCUUUGAUGCAUGUCCACAGUGCUGUCGCCAGGGGACGCUUCAUGCGCUGUGAACGUUGUGGCCAAACGGGGGCGACUGUGGGCUGCUGUCUUACCUCAUGUCAGAGUAACUACCACUUCAUGUGUGCUCGUGCCAGCAACUGUGUCUUCCAGUGUGAUAAGAGAGUCUACUGUUACAAACACCGUGACCUCAUAGAUAACAAGAUUGAACAAGGCAAUGGGUUUGAAGUUCUCAGAAGGGUCUACGUAGAUUUUGAUGGAAUCAGUCUGCGUAGGAAGUUUCUAACAGGCUUGGAGCCCGAGUCUGUAAAUGUGAUGAUUGGCUCUCUGCACAUUCAAAAACUUGGUGUUCUGACGGAGCUGUCAGCAAAUUCUGAAUUGUAUCCAGUUGGUUACCAAUGUUCUAGAUGGUAUUGGAGCACUGUUGAUCCUCGCAGGCGAUGCCGGUACACUUGUAAAGUAACAGAGAUGCGACCUUCAACACGGUGCAAACCUCCUAUUUCCCUGGUGGACCAGGGAGAAAAUCACACAAUUGUACACAGCCCAAAAGUUCACAAUGAUGAGGAUGGCACAGACAGCGAGUCUUUUUCGCCUGGGCUUCCUCCCGUCACCCCAUCCAAGACCAAACAAGACUCAGGGGUCACAGGUAAGACUCCUGGGUAUCUACACAGCAGGAGACCAACAGGAGGAAUGUCCAGACCAUUACCUUCCCCAGGAAAUGCUGUUUCCACAUCCCAUCACAUUUUGACCAUCAGUGACCUUGAUGAGACACGACGUGCAACGAGGAGACUUUCCACACGUAGCCGAAAUGCCUCUCCUCCCCCCGUGGUACUUUCGGGCCCGAUGGCUCAGCGAUCAGGUGGCACGAUUCACCCUAGGUCACUUUCAUUCAGCCCUCCUGUCUCACCACUUGGUGCAACCGAGAACCUCAUGAGCACCACUUCACCUCGACGAAGAGGGAGGCCUCCUUCGUUGUCUCCCUCUAGCAUCACCUCAGGACCCUCUCCGCCACAAGCAGCUCUCCGAAGUCCCUCUUCGACCGUACCUUCAUCUGUCCGCCACUCCUCACGACUUCAACAGCCUUUCAAAACCACACCGCAUAAAACUGAUGAGGGGGUUCAGGAGUUCUUUGCCUUUUCAGAGCCAGAGGAGGCUGCAGGUGUGCCAAGCCACCGAAUUCCCACCACAUCUGAGAGGUCAGAUCAAGAACUGCUCUCUGCGCACUUUGAUCCAGACACAGAUGUGGCGGUGGCCUCAGUGUUGAAUGCAAAGCUUGAAUUUGAUGAGUCUUUGCUCAAUGAAAAUGUGGCUCUGGAUUGUGACCCUCAAGGUAGUGAGGCAGAUGUUGAAGAAGGAACCUGCAAAUACAUCACUGGCAGGAAUGACCUGUCAUCUCCUGUGACUUCAGAGAUGCAGAUGGAAACGGAUGAUGAUGUUGCUGACCAUUAUCUAAAUUUCUCUCGCACAGUUGUGGUCCGUGAGCCUGCCAAAGACUCUACACAGGCAGGUCUUGCUGUCCUUUCUAACUCAGGGUCCAUCUCGCAGCUGGAUGGAGCUGACAAUGACUCGGAGAGCGAUACAGGUGAAGCCAACGCAGAUGAUGAUACUCAGGAAGUAGGGAGUAGUUUUUGUAGUCAGGAUACUGAGCCAUUAAAACACACUGGUCCAAACAAGGGCAGAACCCUUGACGACGGGCAGCUAGUUUGCACACAAACAUCGAUUGCAAAUCCACGUACAGCAGAUUCUGUUUAUCAGAAUGCUCAGCCAGAGACUCAAAUCAUGGACCAGGUUUGUGAAGAACAGGAAAUAGGUACUUUACAAGAGAGCGGAAAAUUGCUUGUUGACUCUAGCGCUGACAUAUACAACCAAGAAGAAGCAUCCUUCACAGAAGGAUUGAAAGCAACAACCCCCAUCCUUUACAAAGGCGGUGAUCUUGUGACGAGCCAAGAAGUAGUCUUGAUGGAAAAUGAAUCAACAGAGGGCUCGCAAGAAGUGUUCUUGGACCACACCAGUGGGAAUUUUAUAUCCGCUGUUGACGGCAGAGUUUUGGACUUGACAGAAAACGCUGCUGGUCCUGAGGGGGCAAGUGAUACCUCACCAAUAAACAAGGAUGAAUCCGUUUUAAAGAGAGGUUUGUCACCUAUUGAGAAUUCGGCAGCAGCCAUGCCGGUGAGUGGUACUAGAACAAUUCGUGUUGUUGCACAAGCUACGCCCACAAAAAGACGUUAUGUGACCAUACAACCUGGAUCCAAACCCAAAACUCUCCAGAUGGCAAUACCUCCUGCCACCUCUCUGCCACUCUCCAUGCCUGUAAGUGUUGUCUCAUCUUCUCCCACUAUUUCCGUUGCACCGCAAGGAACUCUGCUUGCUCAUGCCCCAGUUGUAUUGAAUGGAUUCGGAGCUCUGCCGAAGGAAGCUACAAAGGGUCGUACGAUCGCCAUACGCAUUGCCACUCCAAAACAAGUGACGGAGCAGUCUCUGCUCCAGUGUUUGCCCGGUACACCUCCUACACCUCAGGUUCUUCUGGUCAACCGUGCUGGACAGAUUCUAGUGAAAAACCCGCAGACUAAUACCUACCAAGUACCUAGUGCUAAUUCCCCCUCGUAUACCCAAAUCAGCCAGAUUGCAAAGAUAAUCCACAGUAGUAACGUUCUCCAGCGACCUGUCCCUAAGGUCACGGUGAUACCAGUGCCACAGGUUCAGGCAAGUCUCGGCAAAACCACACCAACACGUAUCAUAUCUUACAGCAGUAGCAAUGGAGCAACACCGUCAACCCAGGUUCUUAUCAGGAGGAUUCCUCAGAGUUAUCCUGGAAGCCAAUUACACAGUAUCAGUCCACCAAUAGAAAGAGCUGACUUGAUUUCUGAAAGUGGGCAGAAGGAAAUGGCCCAGGCGAUAAUCGACAAAGCAAUGGCAAGUCACCGUGAAGUGGCAAGUCCCACCGGCGUGAACCCUUCUCAGCUCCACCUUGAUAAACGCCUCUCUCCUGAAUCGAAGGAAUCAUCUACUGGGAUUCGUCUUCGGACUCAACCCAACAUCUUGUCACACUCCAGACCUCAAGUCAAGAUCAAGAGAGCGUCUUCAUUAACUAAUCGAAUUGGUGUGAAAAGAUGCAGGACUGACUUCUUGGAUCAAAUGGAUUCUUGUUCCCAGGAUGACCACAGCAGAUCAGUUCGGGUUAGAAUAAAGGCCCCUAGUGUAAAGGAUGUGCUCGACUUUGACGACCCUGAUGUUGGAUCUCUUGACCAGCCGAAGAAUGAUGAAUCCAAGGUUGCCGAACAGGAGAGAAUUACUCCAAAUAAUUUGGAGCCCACUGCGGCGCAGGAAAAUGACACACGAGAUGGUGGUAAAUCUCAAUGUAUCAUCUCUAAACAUAGUGAUUCGUCUGACUGGGCCCCGUAUGCAGGUUGGAGUUCAGAUGAGGACUCUCCAUCACCUGGCAAGCAGGAUAAAUGUGCCAGUCAGUAUCAGCCCCACCUGCGUUUCCAAAUUACCAGUGAGGAUGGUUUUAGCGUAGAAGCCGACAGCAUGGAUGUGGCGUGGAAGGCAGUAAUGGAUGGUGUCCAGGAGGCACGGAUACGCUGUCGGCUGGAGCAAUUGCCCAUCAGCAGGGUAAGCGGUGCCAGGGUACUGGGUGUCCUCCAUGAUGCUGUGCUCUUCCUGCUGGAGCAGCUGCAAGGUGCUUCCCUCUGCCAGAAACACCACUUCCGUUUCCACCAACAUGAAGUACCAGAAGAGGUGCUGCCAAUCAAUCCCAGUGGCUGUGCCCGCGCAGAGGUCUAUGUGCGAAAAUCUACCUUUGACAUGUUCAAUUUCCUGGCUUCACAACAUCGGCAGCUUCCUGAGUCUAGGCCAUGUGAUGAUGAAGAGGAUGAUGUUAUGCUCAAAUCUAGCAGACGAGCGACAAGUACGGAGUUGCCAGUGGCUAUGAGGUUCAGACACUUGGAGAAAACCUCCAAAGAGGCUGUGGGAGUUUACAGAUCUGCUAUACAUGGUCGUGGUCUUUUCUGCAAGAGGAACAUCGAGGCUGGGGAGAUGGUGAUCGAGUAUGCUGGCAAUGUCAUUCGCUCAGUUCUCACAGACAAAAGGGAGAAAUACUAUGACAGCAAGGGCAUCGGCUGCUACAUGUUUCGCAUUGACGACUUUGAUGUGGUAGACGCCACCAUGCAUGGAAACGCGGCACGGUUUAUCAAUCACUCCUGCGACCCUAACUGUUACUCGAGAGUCAUCAAUGUGGAGAACCAGAAGCACAUCGUUAUUUUUGCCCUGCGGAAGAUUUACCGUGGAGAGGAGCUCACCUAUGACUACAAGUUCCCCAUUGAAGAUGCAAACAACAAAUUGCACUGUAAUUGUGGGGCCAGGCGCUGCCGACGCUUCCUGAACUAAAGUUUUUGUGGUUUACUCUGGCACAUGGGUGGGAAAAGGAGGUUUGUGAGGGGAUAUUUUGGUAUAGGUGGCUAUUUUUGAAGGAAGACACUCAUUACAGGUGCUUAAGGGUACGGAGAUGAAGGAAACACCAUAUUGAUAUAGAUUGGCCAGGUGUGUAAUGUUUUUAGACCACCAGCACAUCUUGAUUGGUUACCUCGUAUGAGCUAUAUUUCCUACCCCAAAAUUCGACAACCUGGAAAGUCCUGGAGUGGAUAAGGCAGAUGAUUGCUUUGAUUUAACAAUUAACCUCAAACAAAUACCCUUUACUUAACUACUUCACCUGUCCUUAUGCUACUUUUUCCCAGCAUGCCUUUCAAAUCUUGCCACUGGUGACUAGUAAUGCAGUAGAUCUAUUCUGGAAGGAUCUUUUAGCUGUCAGAACUAAUAUACAGAGGUUUUCAUAGUGGAAGAUACCCUGAAGUUUGAAAGGGUGUGAUUAUUUUUGCUACUGAAUCAGAGGAGUUCCUGUGAUGGGUCGUCCUCAACAGCACCUUAAUAAUCUUUGCUCUUUCCCCCCCCCCAGAAAUGUUAGCAUUGUACAUAUUCUCCUUAACAGAUGUACAAUCUUGCCACACAAUGUAGUUUAUAAACAGGAAGCCUGUAUGUUUCCAGAACAUUUACAUUUGUAUAUUUCAGUGUUUUUUACAUGGGUGCAAAUUAAUGUAUCACUUAGAACACGCUUAUUUUUAAAAAAAGAAAAAAAAAAAAAACCCAAACAAAACAAAUUCCCUUGACUGCAACAUUAAUUUAAGUUAGAGUACCUUUUCUCUGAAUGCAUAUACAGACAGUUUUGCAGCAUUCUGGGUCAUGUAUAGAUUACCUUUCUUCAUAAGACUUCCCCCAAAGCCCAAUUUUUGAUAAAUUGGUUUUAAGAACCCACUGUUUUUAUGUGCUUUUAUAUCUCAAGGCCAGUCUGUUAGGGGUCUGUUGUAAUAUUCUCUAUAUAAGGAUUACUUGUGCAGUGUUAAACGUUCAAAAAAUCCCAUCCUGAUCAUAACAUGCACAAGUAUUAACGGAAAUAUACGAAACCAUACUUAUGAAUGGCGGGUUUAGCUUGAAACAGCCGACUUGCUUCUAAUAGCCAUGUGUUUCUUUCGAUACCUUUGCUCAUGCAGCACGUUUAGGCCAACUCUCGUCUCUAUUUCAGUCGACUACCUCAGUAGCUCAGUAAACCAGUGACAGCUAGUGAAGUUACAGUGCAAACAAUAGUAAAAAAUUAUGCUGGGAUAAUCCCGCACUAGCUUUGAUUUUAUGCAACGUGACUGUAGGGGUUUGUUUCAUUUGUUUGUUUUUCCAGUGAAUUCCCGGCUUUUGUACAGAAUUGAAGUGUGCUUAUUAAAAAUGAAGACUGAGGCUUAAUUCCAUCACUGAACGUGAUCCAACUCAAAGUGAAAUUUUGUCCAUAGUUGUAUACAAGAAUUUCUAAAUCUGUUAAAUUUUUCUACGCACUUUUUUUUUUUUUUUAAUUUAUGAUGUUCUGUACGUAAUAAAGAUACAAAGAUAUUUGAACAAAG